GUUCCCUUUCUCUUACAAACUAAUCAACUCUUCCUAGACAGACGUGAUGGUAUUACACAAGUAACCCACCAGCCGCGGUGGAAUAUAACGCGAAUUGGCUGUCCUUGCACUUACAAUUAAAAUUUAAUUAUUUUUUUUUCAUGAACCGUUUAUACUUAAAUCUGCAAUACGGAAAUUAAAUAUCCUGCAUGCCUGCCGGGGCUGCUGCUAAGCCCGUAGGUGAAGCCGCUUCGCGCUGGGCAACACCUGCGACCACCACAAGAGGGCGAAGCUCUGCCGCGCAGCCCAGACGUCCGGCGUACAAACGCUGCUCGCCGCCGCGGCACGAAGCCCUACCCGCGCUCCUCCCGACUCCGGCCCGUGUGCCGUCCUGCGCUCCGCCUUUCCUGCUGUCCCCUCCUCUCUGCCGCCGAGCACCGCCCAGCGCGGCGACGGCUGAUGAGCUGCUGGGUGCGCCGGGUGGAUGCCGGUGCGAUGGCGGCCUGCAUGCCUGCCAUGCUGUUGCCCUGGCUGCAGAGGGUGGCUGCGUGCCGCCUGGGUCGCCACCUGCCUCUGGUCUGCAGCUGCCGGGCCUGGGUGCCCUCGCCGCGGGGCUACAGCAGCGGGGCGGGCGGGAAGGGUCUUGUUCUGGGAAUCUACUCAAGUGAAACGGAUGGAGGUGCUGCUCAGCUCACUAGUGCAGGAGAGGCUUUUGAUAGGCUUGUGUCGGGAAAGCUGAGAGAACUUCUGUCUCUGUGCGGGCCACCUUUAAAGAAAGGCAAAACACGCAUGUUCUAUGGUUUGCAUCAGGACUUUCCAAGUGUGGUUGUAGUUGGCUUGGGUAAGAAGAAUGCUGGAGUAAAUGACAAAGAAAACUGGAAUGAAGGCAAAGAAAAUAUCCGUGCAGCUGUUGCAGUUGGUUGUAGGCAGAUCCAAGAUCUGGAGAUCCCUUGUGUUGAAGUAGACCCCUGUGGAGAUGCUCAAGCAGCUGCAGAAGGUGCUGUCCUUGGAUUGCAUGAAUAUAACGAGCUGAAGCAGAAAAAGAAACCUGUAGUUACAGCUCAGCUUCAUGGAAGUGCAGAAAGUGAAGCCUGGCACAAAGGCGUUAUCUAUGCAGAGGGUCAGAACCUCGCUCGGUACCUCAUGGAGGCUCCAGCCAAUUAUGUAACUCCAAUCAAAUUUGCUGAACAUAUUGAACAGAAGCUCAGAAGUUUCAGCAAUGUCAAGGUCCAUAUAAGACCAGAAUCUUGGAUAGUAACACAACAGAUGGGAGCGUUCCUAAGUGUAGCCAAGGGUUCUGCUGAACCUCCCAUCUUUCUGGAGAUUCACUAUUCAGGUGGUGCCAAUACAAAUGACUCCCCAUUGGUACUUGUAGGAAAAGGAGUUACAUUUGACAGUGGUGGCAUUUCACUGAAGCCGUCAUCAGGCAUGGAUGCAAUGAGAGCAGACAUGGGUGGGGCAGCAACCAUCUGUUCAGCCAUUGUGACAGCAGCAGCUUUAAAUCUACCUCUCAACAUAAUUGGUUUGGCACCCCUAUGUGAAAAUAUGCCCAGUGGUAAGGCAAACAAACCUGGGGAUGUAGUUAGAGCCAAGAAUGGAAAAACAAUACAGGUGGAUAACACUGAUGCAGAAGGCAGACUGCUGUUAGCUGACGCUCUCUGUUAUGCUCACAAUUUCAAUGCAAGGGCUAUUGUGAAUGCUGCAACACUAACAGGUGCCAUGGAUGUUGCAUUGGGGUCUGCUGCAACUGGAGUGUUUACAAACUCAUCUUGGCUUUGGAAUCACCUUUAUGAGGCCAGCAUUUCGACUGGAGACAGAGUUUGGAGAAUGCCUCUUUUUGAACAUUAUACAAAGCAAGUAACAGACUGUCCUCUUGCAGAUCUGAGUAACAUUGGGAAGUACAGCAGAGCUGGAGGAGCAUGCACAGCUGCUGCCUUCCUGAAGGAAUUUGUGACUGCUUCUCACUGGGCUCACUUAGAUAUAGCUGGUGUGAUGUCAAAUAAAGAUGAGGUGCCCUACCUUCGAAAAGGCAUGGCAGGGCGGCCUACAAGAACACUAGUGGAGUUUGCCGCUCGAUUAAGUCAAGACAGUCACAGUACCAAAUAAAAUACUUAUUCCAAAAUCAUCUAUUCUGCCUUAACAAGGUCUUAAACUGCUUUCAUAAAUGGAUGCCUAAAACACAUAUUCACUAUGGCAAGGACUACAGCUGCAUCAUUUUAUAAACCAUUACUUGGGUAAGACUAUCUCACCUUUAGAUAUUUGACAUUCUGUUUCAUGCCGUUUAAAAUAAAUGUUGCUUUGAACUGUUGAGGUAUUCAGUACUAAAACAUGACUGUGGAGAAAUACAAGAGCCUGAUUUAUAUGCUUACUUUACGUCACUACUGCAACUAAUAAAUCUCUUUAUUUGGG
Molecule: messenger RNA, 2388 nt
Organism: Pogoniulus pusillus (Red-fronted tinkerbird)
Lineage: Eukaryota; Metazoa; Chordata; Aves; Piciformes; Lybiidae
Gene: LAP3
Product: leucine aminopeptidase 3
Exons: 13
Coding region: 439-2085 (548 amino acids)
Biological process (GO): proteolysis
Cellular component (GO): cytoplasm
Molecular function (GO): manganese ion binding; metalloaminopeptidase activity
Source: RefSeq, a predicted model, not a curated record